This is a messenger RNA of Antrostomus carolinensis (chuck-will's-widow), 814 nucleotides long. It is a transcript of the gene TM4SF18, whose product is annotated as transmembrane 4 L six family member 18. The record is from RefSeq and is a predicted model, not a curated record. The transcript is spliced from 5 exons. The coding region runs from base 116 to 721 and encodes 201 amino acids. Gene Ontology annotation, cellular component: membrane. Lineage: Eukaryota; Metazoa; Chordata; Aves; Caprimulgiformes; Caprimulgidae.
UCCUGGUGAUAUGAAAUUACUUAGUCAGACUGAGGAGAUCAAGACACUUUUCAUAUUUAAAACCUUGUAAUUUUUUGUUAGCUUAGAAGAGCAAAACUUCUCAAGUUCUUGAGAAAUGGCUUUAGAGACAUGUGGAAACUGUUUGAGUUGUCUGCUGAUACCUCUUGCACUUUGGAGCAUUGUUGUUAACAUCCUAUUGUACUUCCCUAAUGGGAAAGCUUCACAUGCUGCCAGUUACCAGCUUCCCAACUACGUGUGGUAUUUUGAAGGGGUCUGUUUCUCAGGUGUGAUGAUCCUUCUGUUGGCAGUAAUUCUAAUAACGCUGGAGUGUAGUGUGUUCUAUCGGUGCUGCCAGAGCGAGAGCUGUAACAAAACCUACAGGAGUUUUAUUUCAAUUGUGCUAGCCCUGCUUGGAGUUGCUUUCUCUGGAUACAGUUGCAUCAUUUUUACCGUGGGAUUGAUUCAAGGCCCCUUCUGCAAUUCAUCAGGUGGAUGGGAUUAUAUCUUCAAAGACACUGCUGGAAGGUACCUCACAGAUUACCCUGCCUGGUCUCGGUGCACUGAACCUGCUAACAUAGUGGAGUGGAACACCAUUUUAUUCUCUAUUCUGAUAGCUCUUAGUGGACUACAGUUGAUCAUCUGUGUUCUCAAAGUGACUGCUGAGUUAAAGCGAACACUCUGUGGGACCUAUUCUGUUUUUGUUCAGGCCCGGCUUCUCUGAAAAUGGCAAGGAAAUCUUCGCUGCUUCGCCCCCGUCCCCCAGAAAACGAGAGAAAUGGCUUCUCCAGCAUUUACAAUGGUAGAUUUGGGUGCU